AUGGAUACAGGUCCCUGCUCGGGGAGGCAGGAGAAUCCCCUCCUGGUCUCCCUCACCUUCCCAGUUGCCCCUACACAGCAGCCCGGCACGAUAGAGCAGGCGGUGAACGAGCUGCGCGCCGUCGUGCUGCCCGCCGAGGACGGGGAGGUGCAGAGCGUCUGGCUGCUCACCGAAAUUGAUCACUGGAACAACGAGAAGGAGCGUCUCGUUCUUAUCACGGAUUGGUCCCUCCUGAUCUGCAAAUACAACUUCAUCAGCCUGCAGUGCCAGCACGUGACGAGGAUAGGCCUCAGUGCAGUUGAUACCAUCUCCGUAGGAGAGUUUGAGUUCCCACCCAAAUCUCUGAACAGGCGAGAAGGUAUCGGUAUUCGAAUUCAGUGGGACAAGCAAAGUCGCGCCUCCUUCAUAAACAGAUGGAACCCGUGGUCCACAAACAUCCCAUAUGUCACCUUCACCGAACAUCCAAUGGCAGAUGCUGAUGAGAAGAUUGCAUCCCUUUGCCUAUUGGAACACUUUAAAGCUCAGCUAAUUCAAGCUGUGAAGAAAGCCCAUAAGGAGUGCCCCUUGCCAGGAAGGGCUAAUGGCGUGCUAGUGCUGGAGCGUCCUCUUCUGAUCGAGACUUACCUGGGAUUGAUGUCCUUCAUCAACAACGAGGCCAAACUUGGCUACUCCAUGACAAGAGGCAAAAUUGGAUUUUAA
This is a messenger RNA of Haliaeetus leucocephalus (bald eagle), 699 nucleotides long. RefSeq names its product tumor protein p63 regulated 1-like (gene TPRG1L). Lineage: Eukaryota; Metazoa; Chordata; Aves; Accipitriformes; Accipitridae. The transcript has 5 exons. Gene Ontology annotation, cellular component: synaptic vesicle; cytoplasm. The record is from RefSeq and is a predicted model, not a curated record. The coding region runs from base 1 to 699 and encodes 232 amino acids.